AUGGUCGGCACAGGCGCAGCGUCAAGGUGGCACAAGCUCCGGGCAAUGCUCAGGAUACGCCACGGCCCCGGCGCAGCCGUCAUCCCCCCGACGGUGACCCGAAUCCACGUCGAAUUCGCAAAGACAUACAACAACGGCCACAUGGGUCCCAGGAGGUUCUGGCGCGACAUGCUCCCCCGCCUCAAGUUCCACAAUCCCUCGAUUCCCAUGAUCGUCAACCGCAAAGACUCAAACGAGGGCCCGGCCCUGCUCUCCAUCUACCUCUCCGACGCGGCCGCCGCGGGCGCGGAACCCGCGGCGCGCAUCCAGCCGCCCUCGUCCGGAAUCGACACCUCCAAGGCGGCGCCGCCGGCCGCCGACGAGCGCGUCGUCAAGAUUGACAUGAAGAACCAGCGCUCCGAGGAGAUCUUGGCGCGCUUCCUCGCCGAGACGGGCGCGCAGCCUGUCCUGCCGACGCCCGAGGAGCAGGCGGAGAUGAAGGAGGUUGAGGAGAUGGAGCGCCAGGGCGCCGUGGACAAGAAGAAGCAAAAGGCGACGAUUGACGAGAGGAAUCGGGAGAGGGACCUCCUGAAGAAGGCCAGGGAGUCCGUGAUCGACUAA
This is a messenger RNA of Verticillium alfalfae VaMs.102, 600 nucleotides long. Its product is annotated as 50S ribosomal protein Mrp49. Gene Ontology annotation, molecular function: structural constituent of ribosome. Gene Ontology annotation, cellular component: mitochondrion. The transcript has 3 exons. Lineage: Eukaryota; Fungi; Ascomycota; Sordariomycetes; Glomerellales; Plectosphaerellaceae. The record is from RefSeq and is a predicted model, not a curated record. The coding region runs from base 1 to 600 and encodes 199 amino acids.